Messenger RNA from Heterotrigona itama, 1356 nucleotides. NCBI's taxonomy places the organism in Eukaryota, Metazoa, Arthropoda, Insecta, Hymenoptera, Apidae. The record is from the annotation of a GenBank genome assembly.
AUGUCGAAAGGACAUCCGAAUGACUUUACUCUGAAAGUUUGCGGCCAGGAGGAGUAUUUGAUAGGAGACUAUCCUUUGAUACAGUUCAGUUACAUUCAAGACUGCCUAGCGAAAGAUAUUGUUCCGACGUUGGUCACCCUGAGCAGAGACAGCGUCUCUGUUGAUCAAGAAAAUACCGCGGAGAACGUAGAGCCGGACACUUUGCAACGUACGAGGCCUUCUUUUUCUACGCUGACCCUGCGCAAGAAGGGCAAACAUGUAUCUGCUUGGAAGAUAGAGGAACCAUUCGUUUUUACUGUGAACGCGAUAUCGCGAUUAAAUUGCGAUGCAGCUCAUCGCACCGUUGAGAUUGGCCUGCAAGCUGGUCUCUUUCAUGGUGGAAAGUCACUGUGUGAAAGUCAGAAGACUAGAGAAACGAUCGUCAGUUCCGACGGUAGUUGCGAGUGGGAAGAACCGUUGAGGUUUGACAUAAAAGUGCGAGAUAUACCGCGAAUGGCUAGGCUGUGUUUUGUUCUGUAUGAAAUUAGCAAGACUGCGAAGGGGCUGAAGAGUCGUAGAUUAGUCAAGGAUACGAAGCAAGAGUUUUUUAUAAAUCCAUUAUGCUGGGCCAACACGACCAUAUACGACUUCAAAUCGCAACUGAAAACGGGAGCGAUGACACUUUAUACGUGGACAUACGCCGAGGAUAUGCAAAACGACGAUCUGCUGCAUCCUCUGGGUACGGUAGUGUCGAAUCCUCAUAUAGACAGAGCGGCCGCCUUGAUGUUGACGUUUCCAAAUUACGGGAAAGACAAAUCCGUUCUUUAUCCAACGCCGGAGAAAAUGGUGGAAUAUGCGAGAAAGCUGCGAGAGUCAUCGGCCGAACGGUCGAUUCGAGAAGAAGAACAACCGGACAAAGAGUCCGACGUCGGCAAACUGCAGCAACUGGAGCAACUCCGAUCGUUGGCAGACAGAGAUCCGUUGCACGAGCUUCACGAGCAAGAGCGAAAGAUCAUGUGGACGUUGAGGCAUCACUGUCUUCUCGAGAUACCCACGUUGUUGGCCAAGUUGUUGCACUGCGUCGAGUGGAACGAUCAUAGGGAAGUAGCUGAAGCUACGGCGCUGGUGCAACAGUGGCCGAAAUUACCCGUCGAAAAGGCACUCGAGUUGUUGGAUUAUGCUUACGCCGAUCAGAAUGUUCGAAGUUUCGCCGUGCGUUGUUUAAUGGACGUCAGCGACGAAGAUUUGAGCCUUUAUCUAUUGCAGUUGGUACAAGCGCUGAAACACGAGAAUUACCUAUCUUGCGAUUUGACGGAGUUUUUGCUCAGACGCGCCCUCAACAAUCGAAGGAUCGGUCAUUUCUUGUUCUGGCAUCUU